AUGGUUAUCCUUCACCUCAGACAUGCUAUAUUCAUCGCUGCUCUCAUUACAUUGACCGCAGCGCAAGACGAAACUAUUGUACCUGAUGAUCUUCAAUCUGGCUUCCGUCCAGGUGGCGACGAAGUACAGGUCUCAUUCACUAGCGACGCAGUCAAUGGCUUCAAGGAUGGAACAGUUUUUGAGAAAGACGCGGUAGCGGAGGAGCCUACAUUUGCCCUUGGUGAUAGCAGUGGCAUCUCUCCUAGCACAUUAUACACAAUUAUUAUGGUCGACACCACUUGUCCAAACUCUCGGAAACUUCACUACGCCCGUGCAAACUUCAAGAACAACUUCGAAAUCACCAACAUCAACACUAGCUCUCCAGCUCUUCUCGAUUACAUCGCUCCUGGCUCUUUCGACGAGAAGGGUGAUGACCGGCAGUAUAGUUUCUUGAUGUAUAUGAACCCCGGUAGGAAAGAGAUCACGAAUCUGCAAUUGCCGGGAGAUAACGAAGCCUUCGAUAUCAAGCAGUUCCAGGAUGGGAAUGGGUUGGGAGAUGCUAUGGCUGGGGUGGGUAUGGUCGUGAAGCUUGGGGGUUCAGCGGACUGCGCGGGCGAUAAUGCAGAGACUUUACCCAGUAGUCUACCGACGCCGAGACCAGCAAGAAGUACAGGAGUAGCAGCGUCGAGGACAGUUAGUCCAGAAGACGCAACAGCAAGUGCCACGCCCACAGACGACACGAACUUGCCUGAAGAUGCAGGCUCGCUUUCUUCAGCUGCCACUGCCACCCCCACGCCAGCAUCGUCGAGUGAUCCUCCGAACUCAGUCGUCUCGUCGCUCAGCAAUCCCCCACCUUCAGCAGUAGGACCAUCAAAUACUGUGUCAACAAUCAUUCUAUCUAGUACGGAUGGGACGGGUUCUUCAACAGCUGCUACUACUGUAGCAGAGCAGACGGCGAAUGCUGCACCGGAAACGAUAUGCUGUCAACGCUGGGGCAUGGUCUCCUUCUUGGUCAUCCUCGGCCUCAUGUCUUGGUAG
Alternaria atra is the source of this 1017-nucleotide messenger RNA. RefSeq lists its product as uncharacterized. The record is from RefSeq and is a predicted model, not a curated record. NCBI's taxonomy places the organism in Eukaryota, Fungi, Ascomycota, Dothideomycetes, Pleosporales, Pleosporaceae. The transcript is spliced from 2 exons. Bases 1 to 1017 code for a protein of 338 amino acids.